Coffea eugenioides is the source of this 3220-nucleotide messenger RNA. RefSeq names its product putative disease resistance protein RGA3. The record is from RefSeq and is a predicted model, not a curated record. Gene Ontology annotation, biological process: defense response to other organism. The transcript has a single exon. Lineage: Eukaryota; Viridiplantae; Streptophyta; Magnoliopsida; Gentianales; Rubiaceae. Gene Ontology annotation, molecular function: ADP binding. The coding region runs from base 182 to 3220 and encodes 1012 amino acids.
AACUUCCGUUGCAAAAGCAUCCGACCCAGUUUGUCAAAGAAGCGCUGCACCAAAAAAUCCUCAUAACUCUUGUCACUUCCGUUUGAGUCAAAGCAGUUCCUUGCUGCUUCUAGCUACAGCUAAAACCUUCCACUGCAAAAGAGUAUUCUUAUCUGAAGACUGUACCCAAGGAACAAGAAGAAUGGCUGAUGUACUUAUAGCUUCCACAAUAGAGGUAGCAUUGAAGAAGACACUUUCCCUUGCCAAUGAAAGGAUUGGCAAGUUAUUCCAAUUCAAGGAGGAUUUGGAGACCCUCAAAGGAUCUGUUGCUAUGAUCCAAGCUGUCUUGGCUGAUGCAGAGGAAAAGCAAAUGCAUGACCAGGCCGUGCGACUGUGGCUCCAGAGGCUAGAAGCCGUGGCGUGUGAUGCCGAGAAUUUGUUGGACGAGCUGAAUUAUGAAGCUCUUCGUCGCCAACUCGUGGGCAAGGUGCGCUCCUUCAUCCUGUCCUCUGACAUUAAUAUUGUUUUCCGACGGAGAAUGGCCUCUAAGAUCAGGGACAUCAACAAGAAGUUGAAUAAGAUCAAUAAAGACGCCAAUGAUUUCGGACUGAUCAGAUUCCAAAGGGCAAGUUUCCCCCCUUCUACUACUGCUAAAGUCACACUAAAUAGAGAGACGGAUUCUAUUGCUGGCCACUAUGUUGUAGGAAGAGCAAAGGAUGAAACAAGCCUGGUGGAGAUCUUGCUAAGCUUGUCAGAAAAAGCCGUUUCUGUAAUUCCCAUCCUUGGGAUGGGCGGAUUGGGAAAGACAACUUUAGCUCAAUCUAUAUACAAAAAUAGUCAAGUUCAUAGCCAUUUUGAGAAAAAAAUUUGGGUUUGUGUGUCCGACAAUUUUGACGUGACCAGGCUUUUGAAAAUGAUUUUAGAAUCACUAACGAGAAGAAAUGUUGAAAUGACCAGUAGGGAUGUCAUCGUCCAGGAAAUUCGAGAACAACUUGUGGGAAAAAUUUUUUUUCUUGUUCUUGAUGAUGUCUGGACCGAAAAUCUUACCUUGUGGGAUGAUUUUUUUGGUUCAUUACUGGGGCUAAAUGCAACUAAUGGAAAUUGGUGUGUUGUGACUACUCGUAAACAACAAACUGCAUCCAUUGUGGCCACACAUGAUCCUUAUGUGCUAGGAAAGCUAUCUGAUGACGAUUGUUGGUCUAUCCUAACAAAGAAAGCCAUUGCAGGUGGAGAAAUUCCCAAACAAUUGCAUGUCAUGAAAAAGGAAAUUAUAAAAAAAUGUGGUGGUCUACCGCUGGUUGCAAGUGUAAUGGGAGGUUUAUUGCGCAUGAAGAGAAAAGAGGAGUGGCAAUUGGUUUUGAAGAAUAAGCUUUCAAAUUUUAGUGGAGAUGAAGAUGGUGUCAUGGAAAUACUUAAAUUGAGUUUUGAUUGUUUACCAUCUCCAUCCAUUAAGAAAUGUUUUGCAUAUUGUUCUGUAUUUCCUAAGGAUACUAUGAUGAAAGGAGAUAUGCUAAUCGAACUUUGGAUGGGAGAAGGCUUACUCCAAGCAGAUGCCAACAACCAAAUGAUGAUGGAGGAAAUUGGAAUGAAUUGUCUGAGAAUUUUAUUACAGAGUUCGUUGUUUGAAGAAACCAGAAGUUAUCGGGAAACACAUUAUUAUAAGAUGCAUGAUCUAGUGCACGACCUCGCAGAGUCAAUGUCAAAGUCUACUAAAGUUAUUAACAAUAUUCGUUACCUUGCAAUAGAUUUAUCAGGUGGCAGAGAAGACAGAGAAAAACUUUUGGAGAGGCUAUCAACUGCACUUCGUACAUUGUUUGUAAAGGGUGACCUAUCUGGUGAUAUGUUAAUGAAGUUGAAGAACUUGUAUGUUUUGAAUUUGUCUCAUGCAACAACUCAAGAGCUACCGAUCACAAUUGGCAAAUUGAUACAUUUGCGGUAUGUUAACCUUUUGAGUUCUAGAAUCCGUAUUUUGCCAGACUCCCUUUGCAAGCUUUAUAAUUUGCAGACAUUGGCACUAGAUAGCAUGUAUGUCAAAGAUCUUCCGAAGGGGAUGUGCAAUUUGAUUAGCUUGAGACAUCUCUAUUUUUACACCUUUGAUGAAAAAUUUCAAAUGCCGCUAGAGAUGGGACGACUGACUUGCCUUCAGACACUAGAGUUCUUUAAUGUGGGUCGAGAGAAGGGUCGACAAAUUGAAGAGCUUGGAUGCUUGAAAAACCUCAAAGGUAGUUUAAGUGUGCGCAAUCUUCAACUAGUAAAGGAUAGGAAAACAGCUGAGGAAGCAAAUCUAUUUGAAAAGGCAAAUCUAUUUAGGUUGAUACUUGCGUGGGCCCUGGCUUGGGAUCGAGAAGGCAACAACUACAACUACGACAAAGAUGUGUUAGAUGGCCUUCAGCCUCAUCCAAAUUUGGAAGAGUUGGUAAUUCAGCAUUUUAUGGGUGAUCAAUUUCCUCGAUGGUUAAUGGAUUUGCCAACAACACUCCCCAAGUUAGCGCGUUUGGAGUUUUAUUAUUGCCACAGAUGUAGAGAACUCCUUCCCUUGCAAAACUUUACAUCUCUUAAAGAGCUGGAGAUUUGGUUUUGCCGUGGAUUAACGAAUCUACCCGGUGACAUGCUACAGUCUUGUAUCUCUCUCCAAAAGCUUCAGGUGGCUUAUUGCGACAAUCUUAUCUCCUUUCCGCUUGAUUUGCAACAAACGCCUUCUCUUUUGGAGUUGGAAUUAUACGCGUGUCCCAAACUGAAAACAAGUAUGACGCCCAAAGGAUUUGGUUUCCUAACCAGCUUAAAUCGUAUUGAAAUUGGUCCCUUCUCAGAUGAUGAUGACCAUGAAAAUUCUUCAAUUUACAAUGAAUUUGAUUGGUCUGGAUUGAUAUCCUUCUCCUCUUUGUCAUCCACACUAUGUGACCUAGAAUUAUUUGGGUUGCCACACAUGGAGUCCCUACCAUAUCAGAUCCAAUACUUGACCACUCUCAUAUCACUUCGGGUACAUGACUUUAGAGGUAUAAAAGCUCUGCCAGAUUGGUUCGGAAACUUUGCUUCUCUUGAAUACCUAUGUUUAUUUGGUUUCAAAGAGCUUCGACAUUUACCCUCUGAGGAUGCCAUGAGAAGUCUCACCAAACUAAAAGUUCUACUGGUUUAUGGUUCUCCUCUGUUAAAAGAAAGGUGCACUCCCGAGAGCAGCGGCCUUGACUCCCAGUGGUCCAAAGUUUCUCAUAUUCAACUCCUAUUAAUAAGUGAUUUAUAG